Messenger RNA from Mirounga angustirostris (Northern elephant seal), 6156 nucleotides. RefSeq names its product testis expressed 29 (gene TEX29). NCBI's taxonomy places the organism in Eukaryota, Metazoa, Chordata, Mammalia, Carnivora, Phocidae. Bases 4137 to 4580 code for a protein of 147 amino acids. The transcript is spliced from 6 exons. The record is from RefSeq and is a predicted model, not a curated record.
GAAGCAGGCUCCCCGCAGAGCAGGGGGAGCCCGAUGUGGGACUCAAUCCCAGGACCCUGGGAUCAUGACCUGAGCCGAAGGCAGUCGCUUAACCAACUGAGCCACCCAGGUGCCCUGAAAUCAACCAAGAUCUUUAAAACAAACUAGCCUCAAGGGGGUGGGGGUGGCCUGGCUUUCUCCCUAGUCCUGGGCUGGUGAAGCGUUUGAGAUAGCCGUGUUCGAAGUGGAUGCUUUUGCAGUCAAAGCUUACAUCAGGUACUAGUAUUACAAAACAGAAAACAAGUGUCAGGGCUUUGCAUUAUGUAUGCUUGCUGUUUGGCAGUGUGACCUCCUUUUCAUUUAAUGCGAUGUCCUGGGUAUCAGUCAUUUCAUGUUGGUUCCUAGAGACCGAUUCUUGGUAAGUGGAUGUGUGGUAUUCAUUGUAAAGAUGGCCGUAACUUAUUUUUUUUUUUUAAGAUUUUAUUUAUUUAUUUGAGAGAGAGAGAAUGAGAGAGAGCAAGCACAUGAGAGGGGGGAGGGUCAGAGGGAGAAGCAGACUCCCCGCCGAGCAGGGAGCCCGAUGUGGGACUCGAUCCCGGGACUCCAGGAUCAUGACCUGAGCCGAGGGCAGGCGCUUAACCGACUGAGCCACCCAGGCGCCCGGGUCAGAAUACAGUCUUACCGUACUUCAGUACGUUCCCGUGCAGGGGCGUGUAGGCUGCCCCCUCGUCUGGCAGCCGCACGAAUACCCCGCUGAUGGAAUGUGCCGGUUCAUUCCAGUGACCUCUUAGGUAUUGGGGAGGGGCGGUGAAUGUCCUGUGUGCAAGCAGGUGAGUAUUACAGUGAUAGCAUUAAGUUCCGGAAACAUUGUGUCUUUUAAUUUUGAUAAAAUUUGCCAGAUGCCUAGAAGGCGUUUCAGAAACGACAUCCUUGAUCUUGCGCUUCUGAAGGGAGUUGAGGUCUGACUGCCGUCCACAGCCUUUCCUUCGCUGCUGGUGCGUUGGCCUCCGUGCCGUGGAGUCCCUGGGGAACACACUGCUCAGAAAGGAGGCUAAGGCAGCGUACGCCCACCAGCCCGAUACUCCCUCCAUAGAGCAAGUGAAACUGGUCUCAGCGACCCCCCAGGACCUCCUCUCUGGCCCUGCCUCUCCCCUGCAGGUCCUCCGGGCACAGGGUGCUCGGCCGGGCCGGGUUGGGCAGGCGGCCUUCCUCUCUGGUGGCUGGGUGCUACUGGCGGGUGCCCGGCCCGGCGCCGGCUAGACACAACAGCUGUGAUGCGGACCCGCCGGUGCUCCGAGGGCCCAGCGUCCAGGGGUGAGGGGGGUCCCGCAGGCUGGCGGGCUCACACGCGGUUCCGUGGGUGACUGCGUCUCUUUCGUGUCCCGUAGCCACGGGAGGACUUGUAGCUGGCCUGGCUGUCCCCGCGGCUCCGUGCCGUUCGUCGUGAGACGCUGUUUGCCGUGCCCCUGAGGCCUUUUUGUACGGGGAACGUGGAGCCCCUGCAAGGAGAAUACAUGGUCGUGGUCCCCCAGGGCUGGUUCCCGUUCCCGGCCCCGUGGCCCCUGGCAUCGCGGCGCCCGUCACCGUGCCGGGGAGCGGUCGGGAGGAGAGGCUAGGGGCCCCUCACUUCUGGUCCCUCAGUUACCAGGGAAGCCCUGGUUUCCUCUCGGAACACAGCAGAUCACGUACUUCAGCUUUCACACGUGGUUUCACAAAGUUGCGAUUCUGCGGCUUCCCCUUCGGCCACAACCCGUUUCUUUCCCUGAGCAGAUAGACCUCUCGGGAGACUUGUCCAUUUCCUCCCCGCUGGGCUUCCUCCCCCGCUCCCCCCGUCCUUGGGGACAUCCCCGGCGCGCCCCGGGCCCACCCAGCCAGGCCUCCGCGGACGGGCUGUGAGCUUGCGGGUUCCCCGAUCCCGGGCCCUACGCCCCCCAGGUCGGCGAAAUCCCUUCACGGUGCUAGUGAACGGUUAGGAGUUGGAGUUCUCGGCGGUGGUCAUGGCUCCUGGUGGUACUUUAACUCUUUCAGAAAACCCGUGACAACACCUGCUCCCCCCGGGAAGGCCUCACAGUUGACAGGAGCGAACGUCUGCCGACGAAAAUGAAACGUGUUCUGAGCGGCCGCUAGUCCUCACGGGGGCUUGGGGCUCACAGACUAACUCCGGCCACGCCGGCUGCUCCGUUGGUGGCAGCAGCAUGGUCCCAGCCACGGAGGGGAAGCAAGGCAAGUGUCCGGCCCCCAGAGGAGCCGGGCGCCGACACCCCUGCCCCGUGGACGAAGCCGGACACCGGAGACCGCACACCCGUGCCUCCAGCGAUGCGUGCCGAGCGCUGCGGGCCUCGCUGACCGGAGGUGCGCCGUGCGUGACGGGGCAGGGGCGAGGCCCUGCUCGCGGGCGCGGGGUUUCUUCCUGGGCCGAUGGAGACAUCCUGCAACGGGUUGUGAUGCUGCAGACUCUGCAAGUGCCCCGAACCCACUGACCGGUGCACUUGCCGUGGGUGAAGCGUUUGGCCCGUGAACUGCAUGCAGUGGGCGCCAGGCUAGCGUGUGGGGCUGUCAGAAGCUCUCGGGGCGUGGGCGCUUCCACGGAGCUGUCGUCACCCUCGUGCUACAGACAAGGAAACCGUGGCGCCGAGGCCGGGAGCUACGGCUGGUGACGAGGGGGACCGAAGCCCGCUUCCUUGUGGCGUGAGCCGUGGGAGGGACGGGCACUGCCGGACCUGCGGGCUCACCACCGCACCCCAAGCUUUCCAGGCUGCUCUCGCUGGGGGCCCGUCUCCCGCCCACCCCACGUGGGCCGCCCUGGCUGCCCUUGCGGCCCUCUCCCCUCUCGCCUGCACCCUCUGCUCCUCUCUGGCCUGGUUGUCACGGUUCGCCUUCCCCCACGUCUCCCUGGGGCCCCGCUCUUGGGGUCGCAAUGACAGGUCCCAGCACAAGGCUACCCUGACUCCCGCUCCACUGGCUCAGCCUCUGGCAGCAAUGCGGCUCCUGAACCCCACGGGCUGGCCGUUCAUGGCCUCCACAGCCCUCCUGCCAUGUCCUGUGGCCUCCUUCCCACCUGCAGCCUGCCAGCACUCAGCCCUCCCCUAUAGGUCCCUUGCCCCCAGCGGCCCAGGCGAGGGAGAGGGACAGUCACCUGGCACCUGGGCCUCCUCGCUGCUCCCAUACCCUUCUCUGGGCUGGGUACGGGCCUCCUUCCUCUCCCACUCUUCCGGAGCUCCCACCCCCCAGGCCUGCCUCAUGCAGGUUCUGUGGCCCCAGCAGGCUACUUCCCCAAGGCACACAGAUGGCUUUCCAACCCACCGGCUGCUUGUCACGCCCUUGGGACCUCAGCCCUGGCUAGGCCAGUCCCCUCAAUCCUCAGGUCUCCCAAGUGUGCAGCCUCUUGGUUUCCCCGAUUGGCCAAGCCUGGCUGACCCCAGGGCCUUUGCACUCGCUGCUGCUUCAGGCUUGCAUGCCUUCCCUCACUUCCUUCCCACACUGCUCAGAUGCUGCCUAAGCCUGAGGCCGCCGACUUACCCCACGUAAGCAGAGAAUCAGUCCUGACUCCGUGCUCUGCUUCUCCCCUGCAGCACGUGCCUGACCUGACAUGGUCUGUCUCCUUCUGUGGGGCUACACGUCCCUGAGGGUGGGGGGUUUGUCUGUUUUGCUCACUGUUGCAUCCCAGCAAACGUGGACACCCCAAGAAGGACGACCCAGGAGUGAGGGCAGGACGCGAAGCCAGGCCUGGACGUCCUGCAGAAAAGGGUCUUGGGCGGGGGGUUCACGGCCCCCCUUCCACUCGCCCUCGGCCCUGUGAGCAUCCCGUCCAUGCUCCAGCUGCCGGCGUCACCACCCUGCCCCCCGUGUGAUGUCAUGGGGCUUGUGUGACGUCACAGUGGACAAGGCGGGCCUGCUAUCGGCUCCAGACUCCACUGGUGGGAGCAGUGGAGGGAGGAGGUGCUGGUUUCUUGUUUGAUCCAAAGUUGUCCGCUUGGAGUGUGAGAGGGCUGCGCGGCUGAGGGGGCUUGGUUGGGGACAUGGUCGCCAGGUGAGAUCCAGGCCCGCGCUGCCUGGCCCCCUGUUCCUGCCCCCCCUGCCCAUGAGGUCCCACCUGUGCUAACCCGUUCUAUCCCCCAGGUUCCCUUGACCCCCUUGUCUGCCCUUCGACUGCUACAAUGAGAUACGCACCAGAGUUCAAAAAGUCCCCCUCGCACCUCCUGAAGAAAUUUGCAGUGUGUGACAUUCCUCUGUACGACGUCUGUGACUACAACGUCACCAGGGACCGCUGCAAGGAGCUCGGCUGCUGCUUUUAUAAGGACGUGUGCUACGAGAAAGCCGUCCCCGUCUAUGUGCAGCUGUUCUCUGCCUUGAUCGUGAUCAUCGCCGGGGCCUUCAUCAUCACUAUCAUUUACAGAGUCGUUCAAGAGAACAGGAGAGAAAAGGAAGCGCCCACGGGCAUACCUCUGUUUCCCAAGUCCAGCAAGACAGCGGAGGCAGCCCCAUCAGGCGAGCAGGCGGCCUCCCAGCCCGCGAGUAUGGAGCCCUUGGACAAGAGUGAGAUCAUCAGGGAGGAGGACGCUUCCUUGACAAUAAUGGAAGAGGAAGAGACUGAGGACUGAGGGCACGACGAAGCCGAAGUGAAGAUCGGCAGAGACGCCCACCUGGAAGGGCCCAGCCCGUGAGCUGCCGUGAAGUGUGUGAUGCAAAGAGCACAAUGAGAAAACAGUAAAGCAGGUUGGGCCCGUGACAGUCUGACGCUGUUCUCAGGAAAGGGAAGGACGCAGAAGAGGCCCAUGUGAUUGGAAAGCCAGCUGAGAUCUGAGGCGGCCGAGGACGAGGAUGAACCGUUCCCUGCACAAUGGCAUCGGGUGAAGGUUGUAUAUAAGGUGGCCUUAUUAAAGUGACAAGGCAAUUUAAUUCCUUUGUGCGCGAUGAUUCUACUUCAUUGAUUUACAAUGGGAAGGAUAUAAUUUUGCUAGUGUUGGCAAAAAGCUCAAAUGUCAGCCUUUUCAAAUUACCAUACUUGCCUUGUUCAGGAUGAAUAAUGAAUAAGUCACCUUUUGUCUACAGUUAAAUAUUCUUGAAUAAAUACAAAGAACAUAAAAGACAUAAAUGAUUGCCUGAUUUAUAUUUAAAAUAAAGAUCAACAUUGUGAUAAAUGGUUGAAAAUGCUGUGUGAGCAGCAAUAUGACUCUCCUGGCAAUUACAUUAUCAAUGAGGGAGCGGCCCAGGUGCAGGUGGUUGUUGGGGUGCCCACCCGCUUACCUGUGAAGCCGCGUCAAGCUGGGGGCCGGAGGUGCCUCGUGAGGGGAGCCCGGUCUCCUCAGCACCCCCACGUCCCGCAACCCCGGGGCCCAGGAAGGGCAGGGAGCCCUGGGCCCGAGGCCCUGGGCGUCAGGGAGGGCAGAGGCCUCGACGGAGGCUGAUUCAUGCUGCACUGAGGAUGGCCGUCCGUCUGUCACCUUUGGAAGGGGGUUUGUAAGAACCGCUGGACAAGAGUGGGAGAGCAGAUUCGUCCGAAAAAUCUGCCAGUCCGUGGUGAACAGCUGACAUGGUCAGGUUCUGUGCAGCUUUUGGAAAGGGGCAGACUGGGGAGGGCCUCUCAUGGUGAACACACAGGCCUACAUUACGCUCCAACGAAUAUGGCAACUUCUACUUCAACAUGAAAACAAUAUCUGAUUUUUAUUAAAAAUGUGUGUAUAUGUGGAUUAGAUUAACUUUCUCCAGUUUUCUGAAGAAACAAAACCAACAGUAUGUGUGUCUACAGUGGAAUAGAAGUAUAUGCAUACAUCUGUGUGUUUGAGAGACGUUUAUCUUAAGGAAUUGGCUCAUUGCGUUGUGGGGCUGGUACAUCUCAAAUGCACAGGGUAGGCUGGAGACCCAGGGGAGAGCUGGUGCUUUGGUUCACGUCCAAAGGCCGUCGGGGACAGAGUUCUCUCCCCCUGGGGGGACUUCCAUCUUUUUCUUUAAGGCCUUCAACUGAUUGGAUGAGGCCCACCCACACAAUGGAGGGUCAUUUCCUUCACUCAAAGUCUACCAAUUUAAAUAUUAUUUGCAUCUAAAAAAUAACUUUGAGACUUCCAGACUGAUUUUGACCAAACAUCUGGGCACUGUGGUCUAGCCAAAUCAACAUAUUAAAUUAUCACCGUAUAUAUAUAUGUAUAUAUAUAUAUAUGAUUGAAAUAAAAUACAUCA